AACCCAGUCAUGCCCUACUUCACCUCCAGCGCCGAGUGGUACGAGCAGUCCGCUCUGCUGCUCAAGGCCCGGCCCACGACCGCCCGCAUCGUGACCAAGUACUCGAUCAUCAAGCGCAAGGAAUCCAAGGACCGCGUGCGCAAAUCCGCCACCAGCGAUCCGGCCGGCGACGCCUCGGCCACGGCGCCCCAUGCCGACAAGGCCCCCGCCCCCGCGACGCCGCGCGCCGCCCUCACCCUCAAGACGUACGACCCGGCGUCGGGCGUGUGCCUAAAGUACCAGACCAGCAAGGCCCAGGAGGUGGGCCGCCUGGUCGCGAGCCUGGAGAAGCUGGCGAGGUCCAUGGCCGCCUUGCCAGACGUCGCCGAGGACAUCGCCAUGCCCGACGCGCCCCCGACCGACCAAAACACCGGCACCAACACGCCGAACCCCGACGCCGCUAAGCCCGCGCCUACCGCUGGCGGUGGUGGCGGCGGCGGCGGCAAGAAGAAGAAAAAGGGCAAGAAAUGAGGCGAGACGCGCAUGGCUUGGCGAUUUGAGGAGCAAUACCAGGGACGGGAAAAUAGGCUUGGGUGCUCAUUGCCAGUGAGCUCCGCGGAUUCGACAAGCGCUCGUAUGGUGCGCCUGUGUUUGGCUGCUGUGACGCGCGGGGUCCCGGGCUUGGGUGGCGUGAUGGCGUUGUAGAAUGGGGUGGGCCAUGAGGCAGCUUGCUUUAUGGGGACGAGCGAGGCGUCGCUAUAUGCCGGUAGAAGAGAGGGGGUGCUGUCUUUGGAUGGAGACAGGACUGCGAAUAGCAGUCAUUUUUUGUUGCGUGUUCAUAUGGCUUGCUUCCGCCUGUUGUGCUGUGGGACUGCUUCGUUUCGGGUGUGGCUGACGAAUCUCUUGUGGUGACGGGGAUCUGUCAUACAUGUCUCAGAAAUAUGCUUCACGUAAGGGCAGACGCCUUUUUAUCUAUACAGAAUUCGAUAUUUUCCAGAC
Messenger RNA from Aplosporella prunicola CBS 121167, 978 nucleotides. RefSeq lists its product as uncharacterized. Gene Ontology annotation, cellular component: signal recognition particle, endoplasmic reticulum targeting. Gene Ontology annotation, molecular function: 7S RNA binding. The transcript is spliced from 3 exons. Gene Ontology annotation, biological process: SRP-dependent cotranslational protein targeting to membrane. The record is from RefSeq and is a predicted model, not a curated record. The coding region runs from base 10 to 510 and encodes 166 amino acids. Lineage: Eukaryota; Fungi; Ascomycota; Dothideomycetes; Botryosphaeriales; Aplosporellaceae.